AUGGAGGAUUAUGCAGAGAAGAAGAGCACGAUAGCCAAAGCUCUGGAAGAUCUUAAAGCCAACUUCUACUGUGAGCUCUGUGACAAGCAGUACUACAAACACCAGGAGUUUGACAAUCACAUCAACUCUUAUGACCAUGCUCACAAGCAGAGACUGAAGGAGCUGAAACAGAGGGAGUUUGCUCGGAACGUAGCAUCAAAGUCACGCAAAGAUGAGAGGAAGCAGGAGAAGGCUCUCCAACGUUUGCACAAGCUGGCUGAGCUAAGGAAGGAGAGAACCUGUGCUCCUGGAAGUGGCCCUAUGUUCAAAUCCACUACCGUGACUGUGAGAGAUCACUGCGGGGACAGCCCACGGAGCGCUGCCGGGGACUCCGCCGGCCAGCAGGAGCUCAGCGCUGCACCAGCGCACGACGCGCAGAGCUGCAACCAGGAGGCUUCUCUGAUCACUUCCACCCCUGGAAACCCAUGUGGUAGCAAAUCCGACCCUGGCAGACGUGGAGAUCAGGUUCAAGGAGCUCAAGGACCUAGAGUUGGGUUCUCUUUUGCUUUCCCUAAGAAAGCAGCAGUCAAACUGGAGUCUUCAGCUGCUGUUUUCUAUGAGUUUAAUGAGGAAGGGUCUAUGGAGCAUGGGUUUAGUAGAAGAAGUAGGUUUGUUCCAGGAGGAUGUAACCUUCAGUCUCCUUCAGUGGCAGAAAUUGUCCUGUGUCCUGAGGAGAGGCAUAACUGUUUUCACCCACUGGUGGAAAAAUGCACAGAUGCAGCAGAAGCUCCUGAAGCUCAGGAGUCAAAGGAACCGGCCAGUGAAGAAAGCAGGGAGCUGGAGACUCCUCUCUUAGCUGCUGCUGUGUCCCACUCAAAGCAAGUGGUGUCCUCAGACAUGGAUAGCUACAUUAUUGAUGUAAGUGGAGCAGACUUACCAGACCAAACGCUGCCAGCAGUUGAGGACAGUGCUAUGGUGCUGCCCCUGGACUGCAGUGGUUAUGAGCUGCAGGCAAACAGGGCUCUCGUGCAGGCGGUUGUGGAGGAUGCUUUAUCUCUGCAGGAUGUUGUGGAGGAAAACGGUAAGGACAGGAGCAGUGAUUCAUCCACAACUGCAACGGAAAUAAACAAACUGGGGGCAGACACCUUGGUCCCAUUGCCAUCUGAAGAUGGUCAUAGCAAACCAGAUGUGUGCAAGAGAUCUUGUGAACCCUUUGUUCCUGUUCUUAGCAAGCAUGGGUCCAAUAUUCUCCAGUGGCCGUCGGAAAUGUUAAUUUACACAAGUACAGACCCUCCGAUUUCUUACAGCUGUAACCCUUUAUAUUUUGAUUUCAAGUCAUCAAGAGCAAGCAGCAGCCAAGACAAGCCCAAGCAUCCACCAAACAUACCUCAUCUGCACCACAAAACUGAAGCCAACCAUAGCCCAGUCUCAGAUUUCACAAACAAACCCACUUCAGAAUGUGGUGAUGAUGAAACAGAAACGAAUCAAACCCUGUGCAGCUCCACAACGCCCCUUAGCAGUGAGGUUUCCUUCAUCAGAAGAUGUCAUCUUGCAAAAAACCAAAACAAAGUGUCCUUGGAUGAGUCCUUCAGGAUUAGAAAAACAGAAAAGUAUCACAUCUCUAAAAAUCACUUACGACAAAGCACUGUGAUAGAUGAGAAACAUAACAAAGUCUGGAUCAAAGCAAGCCAUGAAAAAUGGCUUCACAAAAGCAGAAAGCGGAAAAGGAGGAGAAAAUUAUGUCACUGUCAUCAUCAUCACCAUCACCAUCAUCAUCAUCACUGCGGGGACACGACAAGGGCAGAAACAGAGAUGUCCUCCAUGGCUGACAAAGAAAUCAGUUACAGAGAUGAGAUUAAGUAUCAGCACUUCCAAAACACUCCAGAGAAUUGCAGGCAGGAUGCAGGGAGUAUCUGGCUAGCAACAGGUGAGACACAACAGUCUCACCAAAGCCUUGGCAUUGAAAAUGGUCACAAGAGAGUGGUGUCUGUGUCAGGUCACGUGCACAGGGACAGAGGCUGGUGUGACAUCUGGAGUGCCAGAAACAGCAGACAGCACCACGGCUGUAAGCGCCUGCACAGAAGGAGCAAAGCAAGCUGCCGGAGGCAGGCAAAGCAGCUGGCCCCGAGUUCCAGGAGGCACAGCUUGAGGUGCUCUAAAAUGUGUUGUGGCUGGAAAGUCAGGAGACCAAGCUGUAGCCCAGAGAGUAAGUGUUUAGGCCACUGCAGUGAGGAGAAGAGUCCAAGUCAAAACCAGUCCAUAAAGAGAGGCUACAACAUCCUGACAGAGGAACCUGAAAAACCUCACUGCAAGCGGAGGCAGCAUACCUCCUCUUCCUCCUCCUCCUCCUCCUCCUCCUCUUCCUCCUCCUCCUCCUCAUCAUCAUCAGAUGACAGCUCCUACGGACAGACAUCAUCAGCAGAGGAGUAUCUAAGGCAAGCACAUGCACAUCACAAGGCUAAAGGCAGAUGCAGGAGAAGGAAAACUAGAACCCAUCACAUAUUCCUUGCCAGGAGUGCCAGAAGGGAGACCUCCAGACCUGCCAGAGAAAACUCUGCAAGUUCCACCUCAAAGGUUUCAGAGGACUUCUUGACUCAAGACAGCGUAAAGGAAGGUAGGGUAGAUCCCAAAGCUGACCACACAAAAGAUACAGAUGAAGCAAUGCAGCUGGAGGAGGAAAGCAAAUCACCUCUAGAAACUGAGAGCUGCCCCGUGCUGGCAGAUGACAAACAGGUGGCAGGCACAGCGACGGAGAGCGCUCCGAGUGCGUUUCCUGAUGCCAUCGCAGGGUCUGCUGCUGCUGUUCCUGAGCGCGGUGCCCCAGCAGCUGCUGGCCCCCAGGAUGCUCCCCCGCAGGAAGAAAAGAAAAAGGAAAGUGUCAGCAGUCCCGAAAAUCAAGCUCGUUACAAAGGUCCCCUCCCGAACAGACACUUGGAACAAGCUCCUCCUAAGCCCUACCUUUGCCAUUACGAACUGUCCGAGUCCCUGCCCCACGAGAAAAUGAACGACGUGUCAAGCGAGUGGGUGCCCUGCAACCCUGGCGUCUUCGGCAGCCCUCCCCCCUUGCCCUUCAAAGAAGCACAUGGCAACAGUCACACCUUUAUUGCUACGGAGCAGUUAAUAGCCCCCUUUGCCCUGCCCGACCAGACGCUGAUAUUCCCUCCCGAGAACCACGAGAAGUUCAAAGAGCUGCCGUCGGAGGCGUACCAGCAGGUCGUGCCGCAAAACCUGCUGGCCGGCAAAGUGAAGUUCUCCUUCCCCCCCGCCGCGGCCGUGCAGGCCCCCAGCUCCCCGCUGCAGCCCUUGCCCUUGCAGCCGCCGCUCUGUUCUACCUCCGUUACCACCAUCCACCACACCAUCCUCCAGCAGCACGCUGCCGCCACGACGCUGAAGGUUCUCCAGCCCCACCAGCAGUUCCUCUCGCAGGUCCCUGCCCUUUCCAGAGCUCCUUUACCUCACCUGCCGGUAGGACCGAGGCUUUGCCCGGCAGGGCACGCAGCCUUCGUGGCCCCGCCGCAUUUGCCGCUAAUGCCGCCCUCGGUCCUGCACCCGACCCAGCUGGCGUUUCCCCCCCUGCCUCACACCGUCUUCCCUUCCCUGCUCUCCCCACACCCGGCUGUCAUCCCCCUGCAGCCCCUCUUCUAG
Messenger RNA from Indicator indicator, 3624 nucleotides. RefSeq names its product zinc finger protein 804A (gene ZNF804A). The transcript has 4 exons. The record is from RefSeq and is a predicted model, not a curated record. Lineage: Eukaryota; Metazoa; Chordata; Aves; Piciformes; Indicatoridae. Gene Ontology annotation, cellular component: nucleus. The coding region runs from base 1 to 3624 and encodes 1207 amino acids.